AUUUUCGUACGAGAUUUUCUGCGGUGCGGACGGGAACGCUGCAAAAUAAUCUGGAAAAAGAAUUGAAAUUUGUGAUCACUGCAGUGCACUGACGACUAGAAAAAAUACGAAUACCAUUCCAUUGUAGGUAGAAGUGUGUAAAACCUUGAUUUAUCAGUCGUAAUAACGCGGGGCGUUAUCAGCAGUUCGAGAGAGUGUAAACAUCCAAUCGCUGGAUUGGGAUUCUUCCCGAGGGUUUCCUAGGAUUACUGUCCCUGUAUAUACAAAGAGGACCUUGAAGAAACUGUUGGUGCUUUAGGCCAGCUAGGGAAAAGCUGCGACAGGGCAAAUUAGCAUAACAAUUUGCUUACGACACAAAUCUUCGAAGGAACAGUGAACCAGCUGUUUGUGGAAUUCCCAUCGGAACGCAGAUUGUGGAAGAAGUGGGUGUGAAACGGGUCCGGAAGGCGUAACCAGAGUUGCUGUUUGUCAUACAACUUCCAGGUUUAACUAGAAGCAGCUUGAGUGUGGUUGUUUGAGCCACUCAUACCAAGACAGCUGCUGUAGACUAAGAAGACACUUAGUGGAGGAAGAUGAGUUAUUCCUCGUUCGAUAAUAAUGGGACCGGGUCCAACUCGAACACGAAAGAAGCGGACUUCCAGAAGUUGGCCCAAACCAUCGCCACCAGCAUCCAAAAGAUUCUGCAGAAUGUUUCGUCCAUGCAACGGAUGGUCAACCAGUUCGGAACGGCCCAAGAUUCACCCGAGCUUAAGCAGCAACUUCACCAGAUCCGGACGUACACCCAGCGGCUGAUCACCGACACGAACAACCUUCUGAACGACCUGGUCAACUGCAAGGAACGGCACCUGAAAAUCCAACGGGAUCGGCUGGUCGAUGAGUUCACGGCGGCCCUCAAUGCAUUCCAGAAGGUGCAACAGAAGACGGUCGAUCUGGAGAAGAAUGCCGUGCGGCAGGCCAGGGGAGCGCACGUGACCCUGAACAAACCGCCUGGGUCCAACCAUUCCAGCAUGGGGUCCUCCGCCAACUACAACAACGCGUCGAUGUUCGAGGACAAUUUUGUGAGCGGCCAGCGGGGGCAGACGCAGGAACAGCUGCAGGAGGAGAUCGAUCUGCAGGCGCUGGAGAACCAAGAGCGCACUAUUCGGGAAUUGGAGGAAAACAUUGUUAGUGUGAACGAAAUUUACAAGAAACUUGGCACGUUGGUUUAUGAGCAGGGCCAUACGGUGGACUCGAUCGAAGCAUCUGUGGAGCAAACGAGCGUAUUUGUGUCCGAAGGAGUGCAGCAGCUGAAGCAAGCGAGUCACUAUCAGAACAAAGCCCGCAAAAAGAAGCUGAUCUUAGCGCUGAUAGCUGCGGCCAUUCUGGCCUUCAUCAUUCUAAUCAUCAUCAUACGGAACUAGGGACGGCUCCUCUGAACUGUUUGCACCCCUGGCGGAUUGGUUAGGAUUAGUUUGUAAAUGUACCUAUAAAUUACCUAGAUACAGUUAUUGGAUAAUUGCGCUAUACCAAGUCGGAAAAGGUGUAAGAUUUUGACGCGCGCCAUUUUUCACUGAAUCUGUUCUUUUUCUGAACCUUAUAUGUUUUAACUGUUGUAGCGAUUGACUAGUCGUUACGAACACCCACUCUGUGACUGUGCCCUAUUUAUUAGAUUUGUUUUUAUUUUCGAUUCUGCAAAAUUUGCUACAAAAAGUGUUUCGAAGGGCGGUUCCGUCCUGCGGAAAGUGAUAACGCUGUAACCACAGAUAGAGAUAAAUCAAUUUGAAUAGAUGUGCUAAAGGCAAUAUUCCGAUGAAUGGAACAGGUGAGUUUUGAGUUUCCUGCUGAAGCGAAUUAUUUGAUAUUAUCUAACCAUUUACUACUUCUAUUAUUUAUACGAAUGUGAAUCUAUUGAUUACGUUCCAAAUGCAUACGGCCCACACUGUAUUAUUAUUACUUAUCUAUAUCACGACUGUUCUAAUAGGCAUAGAUAAAUUAAACAAACACGCAUGCGAAGGAAGGAAAUCCUAAAUAAAAAAGUUUAUAAUUUGAAGAUGAUACAACUAUAAUAUAUGAAUACAUUCACUCGAAGAA
Molecule: messenger RNA, 2070 nt
Organism: Aedes aegypti (yellow fever mosquito)
Lineage: Eukaryota; Metazoa; Arthropoda; Insecta; Diptera; Culicidae
Gene: Syx7
Product: syntaxin-7
Exons: 7
Coding region: 573-1400 (275 amino acids)
Biological process (GO): intracellular protein transport; vesicle-mediated transport; vesicle fusion
Cellular component (GO): synaptic vesicle; SNARE complex; membrane
Molecular function (GO): SNAP receptor activity; SNARE binding
Source: RefSeq, a predicted model, not a curated record